AACAUCCUGGCUUGAGGGUAUUUUUGCAGUUGUGUACAUUUCCUGGCAAUAGACUUUGUCCGUUUCCAGUGCUGAAGUUAAAAAAAAGAGGCUUUACUUUUUUCAAAGGAUCUCGUUAUCAUUCUCUGUUCAAGAUCUUGUCAGCAGUGGUAGAAGGGCAAGACCCUUGGAAUACAGAGGAGGGAUUAUGACCACGUUCCAGGGAUUCUAAAAGGGGAGCGCCUGCAAUCAAUGACACUUAUCUGUGCACAAAUAUACGUGAUUGAAUGAAGGCAUGCAAAGACUCAACACAAUGAUCAACUUCAGCCUGACAACCUUAUCCCUUUCUGAUGCUGGAAAGAAAUAUGACGGAACGUACAAUGAAACUGGUCUUCCAGAUAAAAGUAGCAACUGUCAUGAUCCAGGGCUAGACAAGGAAGUCCUUGUGUUUGCUAUCUUCACCGUGCUUUUUUGCAUUUUGGGGAUUCUGGGGAAUGGAAUUGUCAUCCACCUGCUUGGCUCCAGCAAGAGGAAUACAUUCACGAUGUAUAUUCUUAACCUGUCCAUUGCUGACUUUGGUUUGGUUACAGCUGAACUGAUCAUAGAAAUACAUUGGUUUGUGACACACCUGUACUGCGGCUUUCCAUAUCAUUCGUUUCAGACAGUGUUCCUCAUUAUGUACAGUACGGGACAAUUUAUAUUGACGGUCAUCAGCAUUGACCGCUGCAUGUCAAUCUUCUUCCCAAUUUGGUAUCGAUGCCGACGGCCACCACAUUUACCCUUCAUUCUGUGCAUCAUCAUAUGGGUCCUCUCUCUCAUCCUCGGUGUAGUUCACCAUAUUCUCAUUGUUACUACAAGCCUUGGGGACUCUAAUCUAAUGUACCAGUUUAUCGUAAAUGCCGUGCUUUGCCUCCCACUGAUGACAGUUUCCAGCCUGACCCUGCUCAUCAAAGUUUACUUUGUGUCAAACCAACAGAAAAGGGGGAAACUUUUGCUAGCGAUUCUCCUUACCCUCAUCUUCUUCCUGAUCUUGGCUUUCCCACUUAAUGCUUUUUACUUUACCAUCUAUAUUUUCCACACAAUCCAUCCCAAUCUUGUGCAUUAUGGCUACUUGUGCGCCUGUAUAAACAGCAGCAUUAACCCCCUGAUCUAUUACAUUGUUGGGAGAGUGAAGAUGGGCAGAGCUAAGCAGAGCAUGAAAGACAUACUUCAGAGGAUGUUCAAGGAGGAAGAACAGUCUUCAGAAGAAAUGGAGACAACUGAAGGUAAAAUAUGACUCCAAGAAAUAAUAUCUUCCAAGUAGAUUGAUUGUCUCAGCUGUAUACAGUCAUUCACAUUUCUUCCAACUAAAUUUGGACUGUACUGUUUGUAGACCUCCAGGGCCUGUUUUCACCAUGGACUACUCAUCACAAGGUGUCCACAGAAUCUCAGCCUUCAGCUGUAUGAUGGCAAAUACUUUGGCAGAACCCCACAUCACAAGGUCCAUAGACUGUGGUCUUACCAUGUUACCUUAAAGAACAUAUCAUGGUUUAAGACAACACCUUGUUUACUCCUAUGCCUGCUACGUUGGUAGACACCUGUUCUUUUGGGCUGCAAAACCCCUUCAGGACCAGCCAGCAUUGCUGAUAAGCAGAACUGUAGUUCAAACCUGUAGUUCAGAACUGGAAAUUUCAGCAUGUAUACAUUACUGAAACAGCGAUGUCUACAUUGGCUUGGGCAUGUCGUGAGAAUGGCUGAUGGUCGG
Messenger RNA from Pogona vitticeps (central bearded dragon), 1723 nucleotides. RefSeq names its product proto-oncogene Mas. Gene Ontology annotation, molecular function: G protein-coupled receptor activity. NCBI's taxonomy places the organism in Eukaryota, Metazoa, Chordata, Lepidosauria, Squamata, Agamidae. Gene Ontology annotation, biological process: G protein-coupled receptor signaling pathway. The record is from RefSeq and is a predicted model, not a curated record. Gene Ontology annotation, cellular component: plasma membrane.